UCUUUAAUCUUCUAUAAAACAUCAACAGAAACAGUUGGUGAUCUUGGUUGGUCAAUAUAAGCACACCCAUUCACCCAUGCAGGGUGAUAAAAGACACAUUCUUUCUAAGGGAGUAUAUAUAUAACAGUCUCAUAAGAUCUCAAAGCAUCUUUUGAGGUCCAAAGGAGGAGGUCCAACCAUGUCAAUCCUCACUCAUGUUUUGGCCUGCCUGUUUGGCAUGGGAUCCUGGGUCACCAUCUGUGGGCUUUGGGUGGAGUUGCCUCUAAUGGUUUCACAUACUCCUGAGGGUUGGUAUCUUCCAUCCUACCUCUCCGUUAUCAUCCAAAUUGCCAACAUCGGUCCUCUGUUUGUCACAUUAAUGCACCGUUUUCGCCCAGGAACUCUUAAAGAGACAAUAGUUAUCUAUUUCAUUGUUAGUUUCGGGAUACUGGCCAGCUUCUUCCUGGCUUUCUUCUGGAGCGAGAGGGUUCUGGUGCAAGGUGUGGAGCGUAGCGUUCCCCUCUUGCUUCUUACGUUCUUCAUCUCCAUCGUGGACUGCACUUCAUCUGUGACUUUCCUGCCCUUCAUGAUGCAGCUCAAGGCACAGUAUCUGACCACGUAUUAUAUAGGAGAAGGUCUGAGCGGUCUCAUCCCAGCUCUGGUAGCAAUGGUUCAGGGUGUAGGCAUCAUGGAGUGUGUUAAUGCAUCACAGAUCAUCAGAUCCAAUGAAACGCAGCUUCGGUAUCUUAAUGCAUCUGAAAGAGAUACUGAAAUAAACUACCUUGUGCCUCACUACCAUCCAGCUAACUUUUCAGUAGAAGCGUACUUUUUCUUCCUGACGGCCAUGAUGGUGGUUUGCUUGGUGGCUUUCUUACUUUUAAACUACCAUCCAGCUGUAACUCAAGAACGCUCUGAUACUAAACCAACAAAUACGAAGAAAGACUCCAACUUAAAAAACAGAAGAAACGAACAGAAGCCGAUGAUUGGUUCUCAAACAGGUCUUGAGGAGCCCAAGAGCAAGUUUGGAACAGGGAGAUACACCUGGUUACAGGUGGUGUACAUCUAUGUUACCCUCAUCUGGGUGAACGCUCUAACCAAUACUCUUUUGCCAUCCGUUCAGUCUUACUCAUGUUUGCCAUACGGAAACCAGGCUUUUCAUUGGUCGGCCACAAUGGCCAAUGUUGCCAAUCCUUUGGCUUGCUUUAUCACCAUGUUUUAUCUCCGAAGGUCUUUGGUGGUAAUGGGACUUCUCACUUUUGCUGGCUCUCUUAUUGGGGUUUAUAUUAUGUGUAUGGCUGUGUUGAGUCCAUGUCCACUUUUAGUCAGUGAGACUUCUGGAGCUGUGCUUAUGGUGUUGGCGUGGUUCUUUUUGAUUUUCAUCCUCUCAUUUGUGAAGGUGAUGAUUGCUGUUAUUCUUCGUGAUGAAGGUCACAUGGCUCUUGUAUGGUGCGGAGCAAUGGUGCAGAUUGGGUCAAUGCUGGGGGCAGUAACUAUGUUCCCCCUAGUCAACAUUUAUGAGUUUUUCACUUCAGGGGAUCCAUGUAACAAAAACUGCAUAUAAUAUUUUGAUCCUGGAAAAAGAGAAACCCUAUUAAUAUUACUCUUAAGGCUAAUAAUGUAAUUAUACUUAUGAAAUAAUGAAAAA
Molecule: messenger RNA, 1624 nt
Organism: Misgurnus anguillicaudatus (oriental weatherfish)
Lineage: Eukaryota; Metazoa; Chordata; Actinopteri; Cypriniformes; Cobitidae
Gene: slc52a3-2a
Product: solute carrier family 52 member 3-2a
Biological process (GO): riboflavin transport
Cellular component (GO): plasma membrane
Molecular function (GO): riboflavin transmembrane transporter activity
Source: RefSeq, a predicted model, not a curated record